UCAUAAUGUAGCAGAAGGACAUGAUACAGACAUGAUACAGCCCCCAGAACGGAGCUGGCUUUCUUAUCAGCAUUCUCAACCAUGGAGAAUAAAGGAGUAUAAUUCAGGAUGAUUAUCACAGCCAUACAACUCUUUUGAAGAAAGAAAAUCAACAGCUUUAUUUUCCCAAUGCAUGCAUUUCCUGGAACUUAAAAUGAAUGUACUGUGAUUUUAAAGGACAAGAUUCCCCUUGGAAAGAGUUCAGAACCAUUGGAGGAGAUGUAGAACAUUACUCACCUUAUUACUCUCCUGCUGCACACGUUAAACAACAUGGCCGGGCUAAAAUAUAAAAUAUUGGCAUCAGUGGCAAUUGUCCUUCACAUUGCCCAGUUCACAGUUGGCUAUAGCUUCAGAAAUUGCACUGAGGAUCCAACCUCAAACCACACAAAAUUCAUUUGCAUCCGUCACCAGGCAAAGAACAUUUCUGCCAUUGUAGGUGACCUGCCACCUUAUGCCACCACAAUUAUAAUCUCCAUAAACCUGAUAAAACACAUACCUGACAAUACCUUUGAUCACUUACCUAACCUCAGGACGCUUCAGAUUGACAAUAACCAUCUGGAGACCAUAGAUAACCAGGCAUUCCAAAAUAUGAGCCAACUGAAGAGCCUAAACCUGUCCUUGAACAAAAUAUCAAAUCUCAGCUCCUCUGUAUUUCAAGACCUCAAAAACCUUGUCAACCUGUCACUAAAUAAUAACUCACUGAUUAUGCUCCCUCCGGGUAUUUUCUCUUCACUCUCCAAUCUGGAUGUCCUCAUAUUACGGCAGAACUACCUGAACAACUUCUCUGCGGUGGCAGAAUCUGUGACUCACUUAACGAAGCUGACAAAACUAGACCUGUGCAAUAACUAUCUAACAUCCCUCCAUCAUUCUAACCAUACAGACCUACCGGAGUCCCUCACCACCCUCUAUCUCUGUAAAAACAAACUGGUCACUUUAGCGUGUGAGUGGGGCUUCCUCAGCCAUGUACUACUGCUGGAUCUCUCCUACAAUGACCAGCUCCCUUCAAGGGCUUUCCAAGGUGUGGACUUGCGGAAGCUAAACUACAUGCGUUUGCGUUCAACCAAUGUUACAGUGCCAGAGCUUUUGAAUGUCAGCAAUGUCAGAGCUGGGAACAUAGACUUCUCUGGUAUGGGGUUGAAGACUGACAAUCUGCUCAUGGAGUUAUGUAGCCUUUUGAGUACAAAGGUCAAAUUUGUUAAAAAGCUGAGUCUGGGAAGCAAUGGGAUUCUGUUAUUGCGAAAGAACACACUUUCAAACUGUCCACCAAUCCGGGGUUUAUUGGACCUUUCCUUCAACCAAUUGAGGAAGGCAAGUUGCCUCCACUUUCUCAAAGGACAGGAUCAAAUCAAGAACUUCACAGCAGAGAAAAACCACCUCACCUCCCUAAUGUCCUGCAACAAACAGAAUCUCACUUUCCCAAAUCUGACUGAUCUGAGCUACCGUUACAAUCGCAUACUCAAUGUCAACUCUUUUGCUUUCCACCACACACCAAAUGUGAGGACCCUACAACUCAACAUAAACAUAAUCGCCUAUCUUGACCAUAAGGCUUUCAGUGGGCUGACUAGUCUUGUCACACUGCGUCUGGACAAUAACCUCCUGACCGAUCUGUACAAGGAUAGCUUUGAAGAUCUGCAUAGCCUGGAAAUACUUAACCUACGUAACAAUCAGAUAGCUGUUAUUUUCAACAAGACUUUCCAUUCACUCAAAUGCCUGCACAUUUUGGAUCUUGGAGGGAACAAAAUCACUCAUUUUGAAGACUCAGCCUUUGUGGGGCUCGUUAACCUGGCCAAUUUUUACCUUGAUGGAAACAAUCUCAAACAGAUCGACAGCGCCAAGUUUAAACCAUUCCACGCCACACUUGAAGUUCUUGAUCUACAUGGGAAUCAGGUUAGCUUCUCCUCUAAACGUACCAACUCUCCUUUCGUGAAUCUAACAAAACUUCGCAACCUCAAACUAGAUGCGCAGAUGCCCCACGGCCUCAACAUGCUGCCUUAUGCCUUUUUCCGUGGUCUCAACUCCCUCCAAUCGCUCUACCUCACCGACAAUCACAUCUUUAGCUUUGCAGCAGACACUUUUGACGAUCUGACCAACUUGACUUUCCUCUCCUUGGACAACUCCUGUGCCGGGGUGAUGCAGCUGCAGCCGGGCGUCUUCAAAAACUUGCGGAAAUUGAGCAAGCUCAGUGCAAGGAACAUGGGCAUCCAGUCCUUCUCAAACGAGGUUUUCGGGAAUCUGACAGAGCUGCAGAUCUUGCUUCUCAACCAGAACGUAAUGCAAUCCUUAGAUGUGAAUGUGCUGGAGGCUCUACCUAAACUGCGCUACCUGGACCUGCGCAACAUUCCUCUAAGUUGCACCUGCCUCAACAGUGACCUGCAGAACUGGACUUUGACAAACCAGAGAGUCCAGUUAGUCUUACAAUACAGUCUACAGUGCCAAGAUAAAAAACUCCAAAAAAGCUUCUACAACUUUGACACCAAUGUUUGCUACCUGGACCUGGGAGAGUACCUUUUUGCUACCACAACCACUGUGAUUUUACUGCUGACUAUAAUCCCGCUUCUCUACAACAAGCUCUAUUGGAAACUGAAGUAUAGCUAUUAUGUGUUCCGCUCCUGGUUCGGCCAACACUGGCGCAGGCUGAGGGAGAAAGAGGAGCACUGCCAAUACGAUGCUUUCAUCUCCUAUAACUCGGCGGACGAGCCCUGGGUACUAGACCAGCUACUUCCCAACCUGGAGGGCAACGGAGCCUCUUUCCGGCUGUGCCUGCACCACCGUGACUUUGAGCUGGGCCGCAACAUUGUGGACAACAUCGUCUCCGCUGUGUACAGCAGCCGCAAGACCAUCUGCGUGGUUAGUAGGCAUUUCCUGUGCAGCGAGUGGUGCUCCCUGGAGAUCCAGCUGGCCAGCUACAGGCUCUUCCACGAGCUCCGGGACGUGCUCCUGCUCAUCUUCCUGGAGCCCAUCCCUGAAAGACAGCUGUCGGCUUACCACCGUAUGAGAAAGGUCAUGUUGAAGAAGACCUACCUGCAGUGGCCAGGGUCAGACUGCACUGACCCGGUCAAGGCCCAGGAACUGUUUUGGAACCAUCUGAGGAGGGCACUGAGGAGUGGGAGCAGCAGGUUUGAAGAGGAAGAUGAGGGGAGGGAGGAAUACUUCAAUCAGCCACCGACGGAUGAUGAUAACUAUUACUUAAUGCCUUAAGGAAAGGGUUAUAGGACACACUUUGCCCUAGCAGCAGCCUGAUUCCUGGAUAUGAAACAAAGUUCAAUGUAGUAAAAGUACAGAAAUUAUGCACACACAGACACAUACAAAGACAGACAGAGGAACUGAAUCUCUUGUAAAUAUGUUCUUUGUGCCAUUAUUUUCUACUUGCUUGAAAUCCAGCAUUGUCUAUGUUUUGAUUGAUUGCUAUAAUAAGCUUAAUUCAUUUUUGGGGGGAUUUCGUAAUUUGCUCAUGGAAAAAAACUAAUUUAAUCCUGUUCUGUACUAAAUAAUAUUGUAAUACUGUAUGUAUAUUUAAAAGAUGCAGAGGAAAAUGGAAAUAAGAUGAUCAGACAUACCCUGACAAAUCAUGUUGCAAAGUUAAAGUAUUCUUUAAGUAUACUUCUUGUUGGUAAAUAUCACUGUCUCAAAUCAGCAAUACACCGACAGAUGAGACCUGUUACUUAAUGACUUAAGGAAAGGGUUAGAGGACACGCUUUGCCCUGGCAGCAGCCUGUUUCCAGGACAUUAAACAAAGUUCAAUGUAGUAAAAGUACUGACAUUAUGCAUACCCACACAUAUAGAAACAGAGAGAGGAACUGAAAAUCUUGUAAAUGUGCCUUGCGUGCCAUGACUCUGUACCGGUACCCUCUGUAUAUAGCCUCGCUAUUGUUAUUUUACUGCUGCUCUUUAAUUAUUCGUUACUUUUAUUUUUUUAAAUGUACUUAUCACUUACUUUUUCUUAAAAACGGCAUUGUUGGUUAAAGGCUUGCAAGUAAGCAUUUCACUGUAAUACCUGUUGUAUUUGGCGCAUGUGACAAAUACCAUUUUAUUUUAUUUGAUCUUCUACUUGCUUGAAAUCCAGCAUUGUUGAUGCUUUGAUUGACUGCUAUAAUAAGCUAAAUCCAUCAUUUGUUUGCAUUUGUAAUUUGCUGUCAUGGAAAAAAUGAACUUAAUCUUGUUGUGAUCAGUACUUAAUAUGGUAAUACUGUAUGUACAUUUAAAAGACGCAAAAUGGAAAUAAGAUGAUCAGGCGUACCUUGACAAAUCAUGUUGCAAAGUGAAUUUAAAUAUUCUAUCA
This is a messenger RNA of Salmo salar (Atlantic salmon), 4318 nucleotides long. RefSeq names its product toll-like receptor 21 (gene tlr21). Lineage: Eukaryota; Metazoa; Chordata; Actinopteri; Salmoniformes; Salmonidae. Gene Ontology annotation, biological process: toll-like receptor signaling pathway; inflammatory response. The record is from RefSeq and is a predicted model, not a curated record. Gene Ontology annotation, molecular function: protein binding; signaling receptor activity. Gene Ontology annotation, cellular component: plasma membrane.